CCGGUAGGGGCGGAGCGCAGACGGCCCCAGAGCGCCGCAAGUACCGGAGGCGGAGGCUGGUGCGCCGAUCUCUCCCGGGCGGGUUCCUGCUGUCCUCGCCGCCCUCGGACCGUACCGAGCGCCAUGGCCCAGCAGCCGCCCGACGUCGGAGAGGACGACUGUCUUCCUGAGUACCGCCACCUCUUCUGCCCCGACCUGCUCCGGGGCAAAGUCGCCUUCAUCACAGGUGGUGGGUCUGGGAUCGGGUUCCGGAUUGCUGAGAUUUUCAUGCGGCAUGGCUGCCACACGGUCAUCGCCAGCAGAAGCCUUCCGAGAGUGUCGACGGCUGCCAGAAAGCUGGCUGCUGCCACCAGCCAGCGGUGCCUCCCUUUGUCUCUGGACGUCCGAGAUCCCCCAGUCAUCACGGCCGCCGUGGACCAGGCACUGAAGGAGUUUGGGAAAAUCGACAUUCUCAUUAACUGUGCAGCUGGAAACUUCCUGUGCCCUGCCAGCGCACUGUCCUCCAACGCCUUCAGGACUGUGAUGGACAUUGACACCUUGGGCACCUUCAACGUGUCUCGCGUGCUCUACGAGAAGUUUUUCCGGGACCAUGGAGGGGUGAUUGUGAACAUCACCGCAACACUGGGUACCCGGGGGCAGGUGCUCCAAGUGCAUGCAGGCUCUGCCAAGGCAGCUGUGGGUGGCCCCCAGGCCAGCAUGAGCAAGAACGUCCUGGCCAGCCCCCUGCAGAGGCUGGGGGACAAGACGGAGGUCGCCCACAGUGCGCUCUACCUGGCCAGCCCUUUGGCAUCCUAUGUGACCGGGGCCUUGCUGGUGGUUGACGGUGGGGCGUGGCUGACGUUCCCUAAUGACAUCAGGCUGCUGGCGGAUUUUGCAUCCUCUGCUAAGCUCUAGGUGAUAUGCUGCUCCUACCUUCUGGGGGUGACCUGUGUCCUUGGCCCCCUUCCCAAAACCCCCACCCAGUGGGCCGAUGGUCACUGUGCCUUUCCCCUCAAUUCUCUGGGCAUAUUCCUAGAUGUGUUCUCGGACACUUUGGGGUUUCCACUACCCAACAGACCAGGCCAUAUGUAGGCAAAGCUGGGGAGGGGUCUUCCUGGGCAGAUGGGUUGUGCCAGGAGGGGGCCUAGCCCGACAUAGCUGCACCCAGACCUCAGGGCCUCCUGCAAACCAGGACAGGCAUGGCUUGCCUGCAGCAAAGGGAACCCCCCUCUCUCUUUGGGAGCUGCCCCGGGUGACCCUCGCUGGAGGCCUGAGGGCCUGCUUGGCCCCUGAGGGCCGGGGAGGAUGCUGUUGCUCUCUGCUCUCCGCUCUGCCCUCACUAAUCCCAGUGGUGUGGCUGGCCCAUGAGGCCACUCAUCCUGGUUCUCUGAGCAGCAGCUUCCCCUGAGGAACGCUGAGGUGGUGUGCCCUGCCUCAUCAGGACUGCCUGUGCCUCUGGGCCCCUCUGCUCCAAAGCCCCCAGGAGGGUUCCCAUUGCAGGGUGGUGGCAGGAAUGUUUUAGGACUUUGGCUGGCUCCUUUUCCAUCCAAGGGGGCGGGUGUGGUGGAGGGACACCGGGGAGCUCACAGCGUUCGGUCACACUGUGAAGCUGUGGUUGGAGCAGGCUUCCGUGACGACCCCUGUCCUCCCCAGGGAGGUUUAUUGAUGGGCACAGGUGGUGCUGAGAAGUGCCUCUUCUGAGGCCCUUUGUGGGUUGGUUGCUAGCAGACACAUCCUCAGUGCCUGUGGCACAUGGGUGACCAGGCAGCGGGAGGGUGUGGGCCCUGGGCUGGCACCCAUCACUGAAUGAGGAGCGCUCAUCUUGGGGAGCUCUGGGAGAAGGCAGAAGGGGGCUGCUGGUGCCCGCACCCCAGAAGAUGCACAAGGCCUGGCUGCUCAC
Molecule: messenger RNA, 1879 nt
Organism: Ceratotherium simum simum (southern white rhinoceros)
Lineage: Eukaryota; Metazoa; Chordata; Mammalia; Perissodactyla; Rhinocerotidae
Source: RefSeq, a predicted model, not a curated record